Volvox carteri f. nagariensis is the source of this 1347-nucleotide messenger RNA. RefSeq lists its product as uncharacterized. The coding region runs from base 1 to 1347 and encodes 448 amino acids. Lineage: Eukaryota; Viridiplantae; Chlorophyta; Chlorophyceae; Chlamydomonadales; Volvocaceae. The transcript is spliced from 4 exons. The record is from RefSeq and is a predicted model, not a curated record.
AUGGCAAAUUGCGCUCUCUGCAAAGGUCCUUUGGAAUCUGUCGUAGCUUUGGAUAUGGUCAGCUGGCUUGGACAUCGGACACACCGAUUCAGGCGGCCCAGAGCUUCUUGUUCCCAAGCAGCUCUCCAACUGCCCCCUCUGAGCAGCAACAACAUCAACAUCAACAUCAACAUCAACAUCAACAGCGGCAUUACCGCCAGUACCACAACUACCACCAGCAGCAGAAACAAAUGCUGCCGCCAGGGUAUGGCAAAGCCGAAGCAGUGCGUGCUGCAGCUGCAUGCGGCACAGCCACCGGCAGCUGUGGCGGGUUACCACCACCACCACCGUGCCGCGACCGGCCCCUGUCAGACCGCAGCUGCUACCCAUCAGUUUGACGAUGCGAUGCGGCAGCGCCAACAUCACCCGAGACAGCAGCUGCUGCUGCUACAGCCGCAGUUACUACAGCCGCAGCAGCUGCAGCACGACGGGGCACCGGCUGUUGCAGCCGCAGCCGCAGCAGCAGGCUGGAGCCCCGUGGCGAGCCGUCGUUGCUUGCAGCGGUACGACUCAUUGGAAAGCGACGGCUCGCACUCCGAUAGUAGCGUCGUCUUUGCAACGGAAAACAACGCCAACGGCAACAUUUUAACCGUUGCAACCGCCGCAACUGCCGCCCCUGCAACCGUUACAGCUCCUGGGGUUGCAGCGGCGGCAAGCAGCGUCAACGCUAUCGUAGCUUUUGCUGCUGUCCCGCAACGGUGGGAUGCUAUCAGUCAGAUGACCUCGAGCCGAACUCGCCAGUCACAUCAGGGCGCCCUGCUGCCUGCCGCACCAGCACCAGCACCAGCAACAAGACCGACGGUAACGACUACAGCAGUGCGUGGAUGGACCCAUGGGUCACAUGCGACCGCGUACUCGACGCUGUCGUCACCACCACCGCCGCGCCUCUCCCGGCUGUCGACGCCCUGCGCCAGCCACGGCGAAGAGUUUAUCCUCAAUGCCACUCGUGCCCUGUACCUCUGCCCCGACACAAGCGGCAAGCUGGCGUUACAUAUCUGGCGCCGCGUCGGCGCUGUCGUACGGGUGGUGCUGUCCAUUCGCGACGUGGGCGUCGACGGUGACGAUCCGCGGGUUGUGUCGAGCACCUACCGCAUAUACGCCACAGCUUGUCUGUGGCUGGCGUCUAAGCUGGAGGAGCAGCGCCGGCUGGUGGCGGAGCCGGGGGCCCUUGCGGUGGUGGCGCAGGCGUCGGCGGAGGCCUUAUGUACGGCAGAGCUGCGAGUUUUGGCCUGGGUGGAAUGGUGCCCGCUGCGAGGCUACCUGCCGUCGCCGCCGCAGCGUCUGGGGCUGGGUCCGGCGCGUGGUUAG